AUGUCACAUUACUGGAUAUUUAUCACGUUCUCGUGGUUCGGGUCAGCUAGCCUCCAGUACAUCAACACAGCAGGAGCGGACGGCGAAGCCCUAAUGGAUCCCCUCGACUCUACAAUUCAUUUUCCACCUUUGCCUUACGUCAAUUAUUUCAACUACCCCGCCAGGAACGACGUCGAAACAUUACAGAAUUACGAGAACGUUGAACACAAUGAAUUCUAUCCACGCGAUCACCAACAACCGGAGGUGCAGAGGAAAAGGCGGACUGCUGAAGACCAUACCAGUCCAGGUGACCAGUGGAAACCAAACCUCGUGGACUUAGACAAGACUUUAUACAUUCGCAAUGACGAUAAGCUGAACCCGUUCAUCAUUCAAGGACUGUCCGGCAGAGUAGAGGGAAAUUCAUCAGAGGUGAUGAACUCCCUCGAAAAGAAAAGCUUCAGUCCAUGGGGUGGCAAGCGUGACGCCAUGGAACACAUGUGGACCUGGAAACGCUCGCAGGCGAUUAGAGAACCCAGUAUGCCGAAACGAGUUCGGUUCAGCCCAUGGGGUGGUAAACGCAGUGGCCAGAUGAUUUAUAAGCCAGGAGGUAAAGCCUCAAAGGUUAUUUUCUCCACUUCAGUGCCGGAAAUAACACGCAUCGUUUCGAACUAUUCUCCUAAGGGGAGGCUCGAUUUGGCUGGAUUCCAGAUAGUCCCUUCGCUAGACAAGCGGCACCCGAUCAAAAUCCUCGCACUGAGCACACAAUUCGACGAGAAAACUACAAAAGACGCCUUGCCCUUCAACACGUUUAUGGAAAGUUUGCCGCGGACUUUUAAAAUGGGUCAUCCAUAUGUCGACGUGAACCUCAAGAAAGAUGGCAAGAGGAAAGUGAAGUUUAGCGCCUGGGGAGGGAAGCGGUCCCCUCCUAUCAUCGGACCGAUUUGGACUCCUGCAGCGGAGACCGUCAAGGACUCCACGUUAGAUACAAUUGUACUGAUUCGAAAUCGAGAGAACGACGAAAACUCAUCGAAAAUGUACUAA
Messenger RNA from Leptosia nina, 1020 nucleotides. NCBI's taxonomy places the organism in Eukaryota, Metazoa, Arthropoda, Insecta, Lepidoptera, Pieridae. The record is from the annotation of a GenBank genome assembly.